CCCACCUCUAGAGCGUGCUGCCACCUUGUGCGAAUUGGCGCAAUUUAAACAAAAACAAGUAAAAAUCACAGUUGCAUUCGCCUGGAGGGACGCCAAAAGAUAAUCCCAACCGAUCCCAAGUGCCCGGAAGCUAUACAAACCGCCAACGCAUUAAAUCGGUGAUUCUGCUGCGAAGACCAAGCGAAGCAUCCAAGCGCAAUCGACAGCAAUGACGACACCGCUGCAGACGCGAAUGGCGUUGGCCGAGAUCCCGGACCGUUUGGAGGCGCUGCGCAUGGCCAACACCCCGACAAAUGCCAACCGGCGGACUCCGGAUGAGCCGACACCGGCGGCAGUGGUAAUAAACACACCGAACGCGAACGGGGGACUGGGCCUGCGGGUGGAUAACGAUGUGAAUGUGGUGCAGGCCCAGGACUUUGUCUUCUCACCGCUGCCCUCACCCGAUGAGUUGGUCAUCCGACAGCGCGGACGUCGUAGGUUUACCACCACAUUCUCUCCAGAUAAAGUGAAUGGAGGCGGCGGCAGUUCCAGCGGCUCUUCCAUGCGCAGUCCCUUCCAGCGUACGCCCACCAAGAACCUGCAACUGACCAGCGGCAUGAUCCUGCGCAGCUCGCCCAGGAAGCGCUUGACUAUGGGCAGCACACCUCCAGAGCCCAUGCCCAUGGAGACAUAUUCGCCCAUCAAAAUGGCCACCACCAAGCAACUGUGGCCGGGAACGCCGAUAGUGAAAAAGCUGAAGAUGGACGACCGACCGGUUGGGCAGACAAACAACGAUGUGGCGUUGCCUGUCCUGCUGCAGGGAUUGUCCCAACAGCAGCUUAUUGAAUUGAUAACGAACAGUGUGAACACUACCAGCGAUGAGGAGGAGAUCAGGAGGCAGCUGCCCACGCCAGACAUAAGCUCGCUAGAGCAGGAGCUGCACCAUGUGAAGCGGCUCAUCUUCAAGUCCCUGCCCACCUCUCGCCUGUGCAAGAAAACCGAUGCGGCGGCCUACUCGAAGGCGUCGAUGCAUCUCAACGAAUUUAAACGAGUACUGCAAUUGCAGGCCAAGCGACUGCACGACUCCAGCCACUGGGAUGCCCUGGUGGACUAUGUCAGCAUGGCCUGGCAGUAUGUGGCCAGCACCCCCAACUGGGAGAGCCAUGCGCACAAUGCGGUGCGGCGGCAGUGCUUCAAGCUGCUCGCCUGCUCCUGUUACGCGGCCAUCAAGCACGGCGGCAUGCGAUUGGGCCAGACGCGACUGGAGAGUCUGGAGCGGAAUUUGCGUGAAUGGUCCAAGGACUACGAGGACGUGCUGUCCUGUGUGAAUGCCUUGCAGCGUACGCUUAACAACCGUACCAGCCUGUAAGACACUGAGGAGACUAUAGACUUGCUGAACUCGAGGUUUAGUGGACCGAAAAUAGCAACUAAGGCGAAGUUAGCAUGUUAAAACUAUCUUUUAAUUUUGUUCCUCGAUAUGUUGUCCUUUUUAGAAUGCACGUAAGUUAUAGCUUCAUUAUUUAGUGAUCUAAGCGAAACGAAACACACGCUAUCGAACAGUCGGCUAGCUUUAUAAACUUGUAUUUAUUAACGCUUAAAUAUAUAUGCUUAGCAAGUA
Drosophila kikkawai is the source of this 1597-nucleotide messenger RNA. RefSeq lists its product as uncharacterized. Gene Ontology annotation, biological process: nuclear protein quality control by the ubiquitin-proteasome system; proteasome localization. The record is from RefSeq and is a predicted model, not a curated record. NCBI's taxonomy places the organism in Eukaryota, Metazoa, Arthropoda, Insecta, Diptera, Drosophilidae. Gene Ontology annotation, cellular component: nuclear membrane; nucleus. Gene Ontology annotation, molecular function: proteasome binding.